CGAUCACUCUCCUGCGUUUAUCCACUCGGAGUUCAGCAAGAAGUUGUUCAUUUUAACAGCAAAGGAAGUUGUGCUAUGUAGCAUCUGGGUUCCUGGAGGGUUAAAAACAAUCACCUGCAUUUGAAAUGAGACUUGGAAGUAGGAAGUGUUGCUGUGGCUUGAGCUUCCUGUAUAAAUAAGUGUAGCUUUCUUACAGCUACUGCAUAUGUGCGCGACGUGCAUUUUAAGAAAUAAUGGCAACAUGCUCUUAAUAGCUGGGAGGAGAUUAUUCUUCGGAGCGACGAGACGGUUGAGAGAUGAGCCUUGCUCCAGACCUAUAACGUGUGAAGCUUUCAGAUGCUGGGAGAAGGAAGGAAGCGGCGAGAAAUGAAACGCGUUUCUUCAGACUCUGAGCUUUUGCUGGCGGUGACAUGUCUUGGAGGCGCUGAAGUGUGAGUGAAGCUAUUGAAAAGUCAAACGUUUGGGAGCGAAUCCUGCUCUCUUUUGGCAAGAACUGGUGAGCCUGGUUGAGCUGAUGGCAUCUGCUGCUGAGAUUUGUUAUCACACCAUGACGACCAGAAUAUCAGAGGUUGGGGAAUUGUCCUUGGAGCCUUUGAUUACUUGCAAACUAUGCCUGUCUGAAUAUUCACUGGAUAAGAUGACGACUCUCCAGGAUUGCAGCUGCAUCUUUUGUACAUCGUGCCUGAAACAGUAUAUGCAGCUGGCUAUUCGUGAGGGGUGUGGUUCUCCCAUCACUUGUCCAGACAUGAUGUGCCUCAACCAUGGGACUGUGCAAGAAACUGAGAUCUCCAGGUUGGUACCUGCUGAUCAAUUUCAGUUAUACCAGCGAUUGAAAUUUGAAAGAGAAGUGCAUUUGGAUCCCCUGAGAACCUGGUGUCCUUCUGCUGACUGUCAGUCCGUGUGCCAAAUUGAACCAAGUGAAUCUGGACUACCCGUGCCUGUAAAAUGUCAGGCUUGCUAUUUGACGUUCUGUUCAUCAUGCAAAGAGCCUUGGCAUGUGGAGAAGCUAUGCCUGGAAAACCAUCUUAUUGUGACACCAAAUGAGCAAGGAGUACUUAUCAAAACCACCACAGAAGCUCCAAUUAAGCAGUGCCCAGUUUGCCGAAUCCACAUUGAGAGGAAUGAAGGCUGUGCUCAAAUGAUGUGUAAGAACUGCAAGCACACGUUCUGCUGGUACUGUCUGCAAAAUCUGGAUAACGAUAUCUUCCUAAGGCAUUAUGACAAAGGCCCUUGCCGAAACAAACUGGGUCAUUCCCGUGCCUCAGUUAUGUGGAACAGAACGCAGGUUGUUGGGAUCCUUGUGGGCCUGGGUAUCAUAGCCCUGGUAACAUCUCCCUUGCUGCUCCUAGCCUCACCGUGCAUCAUCUGUUGUGUCUGCAAAUCGUGCCGUGGCAAGAAAAAGAAACAUGACCCGCCAACAACCUAAAGCUUUUCACCCUAUUGGCUGUGAAGACCUGCAUCUUGUAUGUGAUGGAGAAGACAUGAAGGCUGACCUCUGGUGCCAAUGCUUUCCCAAGCAAUUCUCCUUCUCUUUGCCAACUUCUGCAAAAAGUGCCUACAGUUUCAUGGGACACAGUGUUGUUUGCAAGUUGCCGUUCCGCAGUGGGAUAGGUGUCUGUUGUUGUGUUUUCAGUUCAGCUCUGGCUAUUUUCUUUUUUUAAGGAAAAGAGGCAGGGGUUCUAAACAUAGUUUCAAAGGUUCUUCAAAAUGACCCACCUCUGUUUGGUUCUACAGUAUUUUCCAGAGUCUGGAUAUGUGCCCAUUUUUGAGCAACUUUAAUUUUGCAGCUCAUGGAGCAGUCCUGCAGUUAAGUGAGGGAACACAGGUGAACAAAGCAACCCCGUUGUAAGAGAUCUUUGGAUAUUAUUGAGUUUUCACUUCCCAGGGGCAGAUUUCAGUGUUACUAAAAAGAUAUCCUGUAAAAAAUUUAUAUACCUGAAAAGGGGAAGGUAGUGGAAAUGAAGUACAACUGAAAUGGGAUAUUGUUAAUAUACGUUUGCUAAACGCCCAAUCAAAACUGGACCAACAACGAGUUGUAUCAGCCUUGGUACAGCAUCAGAAAGAAUGAUCUGAAGCAGCUGUUGCAGGUACAUAGCACUGGCACAAUAUGCCAAGUAAAUCGCUCUACCUGAGCCGCUAAUUAGGACUGGGUGUGAAUUAUUGUCAGGCGUUUUGCAAAACAUAUGUUGCACUGGUGCGAGAAGUGGCAAGUGUAGGGGAGAUUUGUGGUAUGCAACAGGAUCCAGUUGACCUGGUAUAAUAACAACACCCCCCUACACACUCUGCCCCAAGCAUUGUAUUGCAGUGGCACUAGAGUGCUGUGCAUCCUUUGGCUUCACUUCUGGCAACUUGUGGUGCACUUGCCAAAAAGGUUGGCCAUCAUUGAUGCAAACUAUAAUUUCAGGUGAAAAUUAGAGGGUUAGAUGUACACUUAAACACAUGCACAAACAUACACAGCACCAGCAAUUUGUUCAGGUGAUUACAUUAUUUCACUGAGUUAGUGAGGAGUUGUAAAAACAGUACAGAGACCUUGAGCAAGUCCUAUAUAAAAACUUAGCUAAUGGCUGCAAGCUUUAAGAUGAACAGGCCUACUUCCCCCAAUAAUGAAUUCUAGUCUUCUAUAAGACAAGCCCAUAGCUAGAUUGUGACUGAAGGAGCUGCAUAAUCUGGAAAACAAUGGAUGAGGUCGAAAUAGUGGGAUAACCACUUUAUCUAGUGCUGGAUUACAAGGCAGCGUAAGAGGAAUUGUGGUGAAAAAUGAUGUUGCAUAACAAACAUAUAGCAACACUUUCUUGAAAUAUUAUGCUUAUAUACACCACAGUCUUUAGCUUUGGGCUGACUAUCUGGUUGUGGCCUCAUGUUGUUCUGUAUUGAGUACUUUAGAGGUAGAGUACAAAUGUAAAUAAAUAUGAUUCUUCAAGGCAAGGUGUGUAUGUUUCAUGGUAUAUACUGUGUGUGCACAUUACAUUCACACACAAAACAAAUAUGCAUUUGAGCGUGUACUAUAGUAUAGCCUUUCCCAGCUUGGGUUGUUGGACUCCAACUCCCAGUCAGCAAAUCCAGUGGUCAGGGAUAAUGAGAUUUGUAGUGCAGCAACAUCUGGAGACUGAAAGUUGGGAACGGCUGCUAUAGUACAUAGUAUUUCAGCUAAGCAAAUUCACUCCACAACAAUCUGAAGUUGUUGGACCAUCUAGUUUUGAAAGGUGAUUGCCAUCUUGGCAAAGAAUUCCUUAGAAUUCUGCUAAAGGAUCCCUCUGUCUUAUGCAGUCCUCUUUAAUCAGCAAUGCAAUAUCUGGUUCAAAGUACAAUGGACAGACAUGUAGUCAAGUUUAUUUUUCUCUUGCCAUUUUUAAAAGAAACAAGCUUUCAGGAGGCUUUAACUAAGUAAGUUGAACUUGGGUCCCAUUAAAAAAAGUUAAUGACUUCUGUUUUGUAGAGCCUAAGUUCAGCUAACUUCAUAUGGCUACAACUGUAUGACCUUAAGCAGAGAAAUAGAAAGGAGGAGGGGCAGAUAGAUACUGAAGCAGAAAAGGUAAACAGAUUUAAUUUAAGGAAGCAUAGUUCUCAUGAAAAACUAUUGGAAAUCAAGCCUGGAAAUUUCAUCUUUUCUAGACAACUUGGAGAAACAGCCAGGACACCUGAAUUAGGCGCUACAAAAUGGGCAGCAAUUAUGGGUGUUUCCUUUUUAGAUCUGAAAAUUGUAGUCCAAAGUGAAAAUUGUAGUCGAAAGAGGAUAGUAAUAUAGCCUCAUUAGAGUCAAUAAUAGGGGCUGGGGUGUCCUAAACUGCCAGCUGAGCCUGUUUAGCUUUGCAAUGCAACUGUGCCCUAAUACUGUACAACCUUGUAUGCCGGCUGGGACUGGUGGGAGUUCUCCAAACCCCCUGAAGGGCACCAGGUUGAUGAAGGCUUCUUUAACACCAGCCAGGGCUGUCACCCAAUUAAAAACCAAAAAAUCCCUUGGUUGUAUUAUUUUCAGUUGACCCAAAUCUGCAUACAUUAGUACUGAAG
Messenger RNA from Podarcis muralis (Common wall lizard), 4008 nucleotides. It is a transcript of the gene RNF144B, whose product is annotated as ring finger protein 144B. Gene Ontology annotation, biological process: protein ubiquitination. Gene Ontology annotation, molecular function: ubiquitin-protein transferase activity; zinc ion binding. The record is from RefSeq and is a predicted model, not a curated record. NCBI's taxonomy places the organism in Eukaryota, Metazoa, Chordata, Lepidosauria, Squamata, Lacertidae.